AUGGCAGAAUCAGAAGAAAUUCAGCGUCAUUUGAGAGAUUUGUGUGAUUUAAAUUUGCUAAAAAAAACAGGGAGGUUUAUAUUAAAAGCACCCACAAAUUUAAAAUCAGAAAUCUGGCAGAAAUUUCACAUGGUUUUUCAAAAAAAGGAAAAUGAUGAUAGCGAAAUUCCUGUGAAUUACUAUUGUGCUUGUAUUAAGUGCAAUAAGAUUUCAGCUGAAGAGAAAAAAUUUAAACGCAACUUGAUGGCUGAUCUGGAUGUUUGGAUGAUGACAGAGUUGGAUCUUGUUGCUAACAAGAUGCGUCAGCGCAGACAUGCUGCUGGAAUGGAGUCGAGAGUUGCUGGUACAUCAGCACAGCAGGAUGUUGAAGAUGAUUACACUCAGCCAACCAAGAAAGCACGCUUUGAUCCUUUUGCUGACCUACGGGAUGGCUGUAGCUCAUCAACCAGUAAAAUUUCAACUGCUGAACUUUCAGGUCAUGAAGAAUUGGCUAGAUACAAAGCUCUGAAUGUUCCUGCCAACCACAAAUCACUACUAGCUUACUGGCAAGACAAUAGCAAAGACUUUAUACUUCUUUCAAAUGUUGCCAGACGAGUGUUAUGCAUCUCUGCCAGUUCAGCACAAUCUGAAAGAGAUUUCAGUUCAGUUGGUCGCACAGUCACAGAUGCUCGAUCCAGUCUGUCGGCACGAAAAGUUGAAGAACUGGAAUUAAUUAGAUGGGGUUGUCGAGCUUCCGUAAUAGAUAUUGAUAAACUCUAGUGAUCACUCAGUGUGGAACAGUGACUAUAAAUCGAUGAAGAAAAAAUAAGUAAAAUAUUAGUAACAUUUGAUUUUUAAUUAAUUUUCAUGUUAUUUUAUUACACUUGCAGUGUGAUUACUUCACCAGUGUGUUUUAUUACACAUAUGAUCUUGUA
Messenger RNA from Helobdella robusta, 914 nucleotides. RefSeq lists its product as hypothetical. The coding region runs from base 1 to 759 and encodes 252 amino acids. The record is from RefSeq and is a predicted model, not a curated record. Gene Ontology annotation, biological process: regulation of transcription by RNA polymerase II. Gene Ontology annotation, molecular function: protein dimerization activity. Lineage: Eukaryota; Metazoa; Annelida; Clitellata; Rhynchobdellida; Glossiphoniidae. Gene Ontology annotation, cellular component: nucleus. The transcript has 4 exons.